AUGGACAAGUGUUUCACAGCUUUGGCGAGAUGUGUCCCCAGUGUUAUCGGGAUGGGUGGGUUUAUGAUAUGGAGUAGUGAGGUGGAUGGAUGGAAGAGUGGCUGCAGAGAGGACUGGAUAUGGCUGAGGAGGUCACCUUACUAUAAGGUACCCGCCGGAAUGGGAGCUUGGGUGGAAGAACGAGUAGCCAAACGGCACAACCGUGAUCCCAUAUACCCUGUAAACCCUGAGAGAUCCGAACGGACAGGUAUCGUGAAGGACUCGCGGCACAAGCUAGUGUCCUCGGUACCGCGGCAACUAGACGCGACCCCGCGGGUUGGAUGGUUGGCCACGAGGAGCGAUUUCGCCAGUACUUGUGCUGACCCGUGGUCGGCACCGAUGUUCGGUUCGGCUCACUUCCGUAAGGCUGAGGAGGAACCGUGCCGCCACUGUUAUUGA
Molecule: messenger RNA, 438 nt
Organism: Neurospora hispaniola
Lineage: Eukaryota; Fungi; Ascomycota; Sordariomycetes; Sordariales; Sordariaceae
Exons: 7
Coding region: 1-438 (145 amino acids)
Source: RefSeq, a predicted model, not a curated record